Molecule: messenger RNA, 1587 nt
Organism: Amphimedon queenslandica
Lineage: Eukaryota; Metazoa; Porifera; Demospongiae; Haplosclerida; Niphatidae
Product: zinc transporter ZIP10-like
Exons: 8
Coding region: 54-1466 (470 amino acids)
Biological process (GO): zinc ion import across plasma membrane; intracellular monoatomic cation homeostasis
Cellular component (GO): plasma membrane
Molecular function (GO): zinc ion transmembrane transporter activity; monoatomic cation:bicarbonate symporter activity
Source: RefSeq, a predicted model, not a curated record
AUAGAACCGAGGCAGAUAUCUGCAGAUAAAAAUUCGACAAGCAAAAGGUAGUCAUGAAAGGUCUUUUGAUUUUAGCUGUCACUUUUUGUCUCUUGGCUCUUGCUUUCUCCCAAAGCUGCCCUUGUCCUACUGAAGAUGAGCUUAUUGGAAAGUUCAACGAAGUGUCUCAAACCAAGAAUAUGAGCGACUGUGAUGGGCGUAUGUGUAUGCUGGAAUACGAUGACCUUGACCACGAUGACCAUGAUCAUGGCCAUCACCAUCGCCGCCGCAAUGAGGGCCAUCACCAUAAGAACUGUUUUAAUUGUUCAACAAUGUAUGAACUUUGCCAUGAUAUUAUUCUCGGACUCGGUCUCACAACUCAAGAAUGCCUUAGUGAUCGUUUUCGUAAUGGUACUGAAGGAUCUUCCAAGCCCACUACAGCUCAAGCUUAUGGAUAUGGUUUCCUCAUGAUCUGCCUUGUCUGUCUUUGUGCAUUGAUUGGAAUUUUCCUGGUUCCUGUCAUAAGAAAUAAAUCCCAAGGUGGUCGUCUGUUAUUUGAAUAUACAUAUGCCUUUAUAUUUGCUAUUGGAGUUUCUGCUUUACUAAGUGAUGCUGUAUUGCAUCUUAUUCCUCAUGCACUUGGUCUUCAUAGUCAUGGUCAUCAUGAAGAAGAUGAUGACCAUGAUCAUGAUCAUGAUCAUCAUAGUGAUGAGGAAGAAUCUGAGGAGCAUGCGUAUCUUUGGAAAGCAAGUCUGGUCCUACUUGGAAUUUAUGCAUUCUACUUGAUAGAGGUGGCAAUGCAUGGACUUAGUCACUACUUGACGAAAAAAUCAAAAUCUGGUGAACCUCCUCAUGCUACCAAUCAUGCUGCUCCAGUUGAAGAUGGGAACUAUUCAGCAGAAAUGAAAGAAACUAAAGAAGAUAAAGAAGAUAAGCCUGCACAGGAUCAGCCAAUAGUUGAUAUGAAAAAGCCUUUUUUCUCACGUAUCGAACCGGUUGCUUGGUUGGUUACUGUUGGUGGUGCUUUGCAUAAUUUUGCUAAUGGUUUAGCUCUUGGAUCUACUGUUGUUCAAAGUCUUACUCUUGGACUAAGUAUAAUGUUUGCACUCGUAUUUCAUGAGAUAACACAUGAGCUAGGAGAUUAUGUCAUUCUUAUUAAGUCUGGUUUAAAAUGGAGCAGUGCCUUGUUCUUUAACUUUAUUUCAUCUCUUUUUGCAAUUCUUGGUUUCUUUAUUGGCGUUGCAAUCAGUUCAAACAGUGAAGAUGCUAGCACUUACAUACUUGCUAUCACUGCUGGGUUGUUCCUUUACAUUUCUUUGACUGAUUUGCUUCCUGAUUUAGUCCAUGGUGGGACUUACAAGUUGUCUAAGAGUGGUUGGCAAUUUGCUAUGAGGUUCCUGUUGGUUAAUUUAGGUUUCUUUAUUUCCUAUGCACUUCUUCUUGUUUUGGCACGUUAUGAAGAGGAUCUGGAUGAACUCAUAAACUAAUUCUAAUAAUUUUGAGGCUAUUUCAUUUAUUUUGCAGCCUUUGUUACUGUAAAUAAUUCCUUUCACAAGUAGUUUCAUCUUAUAAAAUAGAUUUUUCUUAGAGAGUCCAAUAAAAAGUCUA